Messenger RNA from Eublepharis macularius, 2945 nucleotides. It is a transcript of the gene BMP2, whose product is annotated as bone morphogenetic protein 2. The transcript has 3 exons. Gene Ontology annotation, biological process: BMP signaling pathway; SMAD protein signal transduction; negative regulation of transcription by RNA polymerase II. Gene Ontology annotation, molecular function: growth factor activity; BMP receptor binding; cytokine activity. Gene Ontology annotation, cellular component: extracellular region. The record is from RefSeq and is a predicted model, not a curated record. The coding region runs from base 806 to 1996 and encodes 396 amino acids. Lineage: Eukaryota; Metazoa; Chordata; Lepidosauria; Squamata; Eublepharidae.
CUCGCCGAGGAGGAGCAGCAGCAGCACCGGCAGCGGGGGCGGUGUAUGUGCGGGCGCGCCUCGGCCACGCAAGGAGCGGCGGGGGGCUGUCGCCGCGCGGAGCCGGGAGCGAGAGUGCGCGGCCGGGGCACGGGGCAGCCGGGCCGGGCGUGCGGCUGCUGCUGCUGUUGCUGCUGCUGGGCGCGCCCGCCGAUGCCCAGGGCACUGCCCCCCCGGAGGAUCUGCCGCGUCCGGCUCUUGGCCAGGGGGCAUCGCCCGGGCGCGGAGGAGAAGGCGGCGGCGGCAGCGGCGGCUCCGGCCGCGCCCGGGCCACUUUCCUGCGGCGCGCCGGGCAUGUCGGCGAGGCGGAGAAGGACGCCGGCCGCGCGUGGGAUCUCCCCCGGUCGUGGCUCCGGGCAGCGCCCCGCCAGCCGGCAGUGAGAUGCGGCAGGCAGCCAGGGCCGCCGGGCGACCUCCUCUCGGUUGCGCGCAGGUCGAGCCCUGGAGAGGGAGCUCCGCCGGGAUGUUUCCUGCGCCGAGAAGCCCUGCGCUGCGGCGAAGGCGCUAGGAGGCGGAGGCACCGCGAUUGCCGAAGACCCACCGACCCACCGAGGACUGCUGGCCGUUGGCGGCCGCCCCUUCGCCUCGAUCCCCCCCACCCCGUCCCCUGCCCGGCUUCUUCCGACGGGCUGGACGCUCCAGCGGAAAAGAGGACCCGCUUGGCACCUCCUGGAUCGGCCUGGCGAGUUCCAUGUGGAGCUGGACUCGAUGGACGUGCCCGAGUGUGCUUCUUAGGCGAUCGGCGGGACCCUAAAGGUUGCUGACCAUGGUUGCUGGGACCCAUUCUCUACUAGCACUGCUGCUUUAUCAGGUGUUGCUGGGUGGUUCGGCCAGCCUCAUCCCAGAGGUGGGUGACCGGAGAAGGUUCAGUGGCGAUUUGAUCCGGGCUGCUCCAUUGCAGCUCUCGGAAGGGAUCCUGCAUGAAUUUGAGCUGCGCCUGCUCAAUAUGUUCGGUCUUAAGCGGCGGCCCACACCGAGCAAGAACGCUGUAAUCCCUCCCUAUAUGUUGGAGCUGUACCACAUGCACACCAGCCAGAAACCAAGCCCCAUGGACUACAACCUGGAGAGAGCUACUAGCAGGGCCAAUACCGUCCGAAGCUUCCACCAUGAAGAGACCCUGGAAGAUCUUCCAGAAAGAAGAGGGAGGACGUCCAGACGUUUCUUCUUUAACUUGACUUCUAUCCCAAGUGGGGAGUUUAUCACUUCAGCUGAGCUUCAAGUUUUUCGGGAGCACCUCGAAGAUGCCUUGGAAACCAAUAGCAGUUCUUACCACCGUAUUAAUAUUUAUGAAAUAAUCAAGCCAGAGAGUGACGCUUCCAAAGACCCCGUCACAAGACUUUUGGACACCCGCUUGGUGCACCACAGUGCCAGCAAAUGGGAAACUUUUGAUGUCACGCCCGCUAUCGUGAGAUGGAUUGCACACGGACAACCUAAUCAUGGGUUUGUGAUAGAAGUGGUCCAUUUGGAAAAUGAAAGUGGCACCUCCAAGAGACAUGUCCGGAUCAGCAGGUCUUUGCAUCAGGAUGACGCUAGCUGGUCUCUGUUUCGGCCACUACUAGUCACCUUCGGCCAUGACGGAAAGGGGCAUUCUCUCCAUAAGCGAGAGAAGCGCCAAGCCAAACACAAACAACGCAAGCGGCUUAAAUCCAAUUGUAAAAGGCAUCCGUUAUACGUGGACUUUAAUGAUGUUGGGUGGAAUGACUGGAUAGUGGCCCCGCCUGGUUACAGUGCCUUCUACUGCCACGGAGAAUGCCCUUUUCCCCUGGCAGAUCAUCUGAACUCCACCAAUCAUGCCAUUGUUCAGACUUUGGUCAAUUCAGUGAAUUCCAAGAUCCCCAAAGCCUGCUGUGUGCCGACGGAACUGAGCGCCAUUUCCAUGCUGUACCUGGAUGAGAACGAAAAAGUGGUACUAAAGAACUAUCAAGAUAUGGUUGUGGAGGGCUGUGGGUGCCGCUGAUGUGGUCGCAGUGGUGGCAGCAGCAAAAGACAUAUACAAAUCAAAUAACUUGACACUUUAAUAUUUUCCCAAUGAAGACUUUAUUUAUGUUAUGAAAUGGAGAAUUAAACACAACUAUUUUGGAAAAAAAAAUCUAUUUAUGUCUACAGAAAAAAGUGAGGAAAAAUAUUUUAAUCAGAGAAUUAUUCCUUUUAAAGAUUUUUAAACAUAUUUUAGUUGUACAUUUUAUAUGGGUUUAACCCUCUUCCCCCCCCUUUCCCCCCCUCAGCACAUGAAGUAUAAUGGUCAGAUUCUUAUUUUGUAUUUAUUUACUAUUAUAACCACUUUUUAGAAGAAUAGCUAAUUUGUAUUUAUAUGUAUAAUCAACAAAAAAGCAGAAGAAAAAAAAAUAUAGGGUUUGUACAUAAUUUUAAAAAAAACCAACAAAAAACAAAUGGUAGCUGUUUCAAUUGUGUGUAUUUAAGCUGAAAUGUGUACAUGGAAGGGUUACUGUGGCAAAGGUGCGUGAUGCAUUUUGCUUUCUGCAGUUCUACUGUUUUAAGGUCACAAGUGCAAACCCCAUGAAAAGUGGCUAAUCCACCCUGCUGACUCGAGAUUAUAUUGUACAAUUCUCAGGAAUGCUGCAGGGUGGGCUGCCCAGUCCAUGAGAAACUGGCAUUCCCCCCCGCCCCCCCCCCCCCCCGCCCCGAUUGGGAGCAUUUGGAUAAGAACCAGACAUUGCUGAGCAAGGAGAAACAACUGCUAUUCCUCAUGAAGGUGUGAUGUGACCACCAACUGGGUUGCUAGAAACUUCUCUCUUCUCCCCUCCCCUUUUCUUUCUCUCUUUCUCUCUCUCACACACACACCUACAGAAAAGCAAAAUGUUUAUGCUGUACCUCCCAUUUUAAGUAGUUCAUCCAUUGGAAACCUUGUCCUGGCCAAAUACUAAAUAAAAUACCAGAUUUCUUCA